Molecule: messenger RNA, 1023 nt
Organism: Ilex paraguariensis (yerba mate)
Lineage: Eukaryota; Viridiplantae; Streptophyta; Magnoliopsida; Aquifoliales; Aquifoliaceae
Source: the annotation of a GenBank genome assembly
AUGAGCUUCCUCCACUCCAGUUUCCGAAUUAGACCUCUCCAACUUGUUCUUGUUCUUAUUCAUAUGAUAAUGAAGCCAACGAGACCGGGUCGCCGGAGAUUCAUUGUAUCCUCUUUCUGCUUCAUUGUUUUUCUCUGCAUACUAGCUUCCAUCAAUGAAGUCCGAUUUGAUAGUCUCUUAAAGUUUGGUAGAUGUGCUCUCUCUAGCAUACCCUCCCAAUCAUCCAAUUCUUCUUCUAAUAAUUUUCUUGCCACAAAUUCAUCGUCCGACCAGAUUCGGAUACUCAUUGGAAUUUUGACACUUCCGGAUCACUACCAUAAGAGGCACUUCCUCCGGCUCAUCUACGGGACACAGUCUCCAGUGGGUGCCAAAAUCGACUUGAAAUUCGUGUUUUGCAACCUAACAAAGGAAGACCAGACAAUUUUGGUGGCAUUAGAGAUAAUGCGUUACGAUGAUAUCAUAAUCCUCAACUGCAAGGAGAAUAUGAACAAAGGUAAGACUUAUACGUAUUUUUCGAGCUUGCCAGAUUUAUUUAACAGCUCUGAUGGACCAUCACCACCUUACCAUUAUGUCUUGAAGGCUGACGAUGAUACUUAUUUUAGGUUAAGUAACCUAGUGGAGUCAUUAAGGCCAUUGCCUAGGGAGGACUUGUACUAUGGUUAUGUUAUUCCAUGCCCUAGCAUGGACCCUUUUGUGCACUAUAUGUCUGGCAUGGGAUAUUUGAUUUCUUGGGACAUAGUGGAGUGGAUUAGGGAAUCGGAAAUUCCGAAAAACCAUCUAGAAGGGCCGGAAGAUAAAGUUUUCGGUGACUGGAUCCGAGAGGGUCACCGGGCUAAAAACCGGUAUAAUGCUAAAUGGUCGAUGUACAAUUUUCCGGAGCCACCAACGAGAUGCACACAUGAGCUUUGGCCGGACACCAUUGCCGUUCACCUUCUGAAGACUCAAGAGAAGUGGAUUCGGACAUUGCAGUACUUUAAUGUUACUAAGAGUUUGAAGCCUUCUAAACUGUACCAUAUACCUUAG